Cantharellus anzutake is the source of this 1356-nucleotide messenger RNA. RefSeq lists its product as uncharacterized. The coding region runs from base 1 to 1356 and encodes 451 amino acids. The record is from RefSeq and is a predicted model, not a curated record. Lineage: Eukaryota; Fungi; Basidiomycota; Agaricomycetes; Cantharellales; Hydnaceae. The transcript has 4 exons.
AUGCCCUCUCAAGCCGGAGUGUUCAUGCCACCUGUGUCACUCGGUCGCGGCUGGUUGGUCGACCAUGAUGAAUCACAUCCCCUUGUCAUGCCAAGCGGUCCAGCUAACCUCCUCGUCCACUCGUUCAGGCUCUCUGACCGGGUACUCCUUCCCCAAGCCAGCACGCCUGCAGUCAUCACACCAUCCAGCAUCAACACGCCCAACAAUCGUGACUGGUCCCACCAGCUCAAUGCACCUUUUGUAGUCGAGUACCAAGUGUGUCCACUUGGCUCAGGUGUGAUCUUCACUCUGUUGGCGACUCGUCCUGUCAGUUCAGCGCGGUGCAUAAUCAGAGCAUCCUUGCACAAUCUGCCAGAUCCUCCAACUGGUCACCCUCCAGAGUCAGCAUACUGCUACAUCAUUGGACCAUCACCCUUGCUGGGUUUGUUGGACACCUCAACCGCUCUUCCGUGGUAUUCUUUUGAGUUAGCGUGCUCACCUGCACAGAAGGAGCCAGGGCCUGAGUUGACGUGCAUGGAACCGCUCCUGGCACAGCUGCCCAGGUCGCAUCCUGGACCUCUCAAACGGAGACACACCCUACCACCGCAUUUGGAAUCGGUGGGCACAGCCCAUGUACUGUGGCACCACCCACGUGAAAUGUUGCACCCACCGGAUGUGGUGCACCCCACAUCACGACAGCCGUCCAACGCUGCUUGUCUGUCUACCUCUCAGUUAUCUACAUCGAUCUGGGAGCGAUUAUACGCAAGGGGAGGAACUUCACAUCCUCAAACUGAAACCAAUCGCACAUGGGACGAGUCAUCCUAUGGAUUGCACCAGUCCAUUUACACCCUCGUUGAACUGUUAUGUGAAGCAUCUCAAGUUUCCACUCAGGCCACCAUCGCAACUGGUUACGUGACGGGACCGACCAAGCACGUCAUUGGGAAGGAAACCUAUGCCUUGCGGGUUGUCUCCAACUGCUCCAAGUUGGAUGAACUACAUUCGGUAUGGAGCUAUACAGACCCGAGACCCAUAUUGUCUGUGGGGCAUCACGAACAUAGUGGCGACGGUACUAGAACCUUCGGCAUCCCUCCAUCUAUCGGCAAAUCAGACACUGCCUUGGGUUGUUGGAUGAGCCCGAGUACAGAUGAGGUUUUCGUCGUCCUGACUCAGCCCAAAGGGUCGCAUGGUCACAUCGUCACAUCAGCCAAAUUUAGCCACCCCAGUGCACCAUCCAAAAGGGUUUCAUCACCUGACCGCCUCGAAGAAUCCCUCUUCCAAUCGAGUCCACCCUACUACUCCAGCAUUAUACCUCAUCCGCAUUCCUGUCAAGAUGGCCCGGUGGGGGUGAAAGGAUACUGGGUCCUCGAGGCUCAGUAA